CAGAACUCUUCGAAGCUUACGAUGGACGCGACGUGCCACUCUGCGAGUAACUGUGUACGGAGUUUGAAAGUGGAAAUACAAGUACGCGAUGGUCCACUGGGAGAGGCCUUGAUUCUGACAUAUUCCGACGCAGGAUACUGUGAAGCUAAGCAGAAGUUUUGCGGAUUCGAGUGGGAAGCCAAACCAACAGUUCACGAAGAUCAUGUUUCCAUCACGUUAUGGUGCAGUCCUGAAGUGGAAUCCGAUUCUUGGCGCUGUGCGGCGCUUAUCACCGUGUAUGGUUGCGUGGGCAUCGAUGGUGAAAGUACUUUGCUGUAUAGGUCGUCACACAUCUUCCACAAUGAGUGUCGCUCGACGAGCAUCAUAACUCCUCCCGUUGAAUUGGAUAACGAUGGUACACUGGGAAUCCUCAGUACUACUGGAGAAGCUGCUAUGCCUGAUUCGAAUUUUACAAAACCAUCGGAAUUUAGCAAUGCCUGCAUCGCUUUUAAAAACAGCGACAUGCGCGUUUUUGUGAAUAAGGAGUUCAUCCCGGAGCGCUCUACAUCUGCUGCUUCCAACUUGGACAAAUCUGACUCUGGCGAUGAUUUCGACGUUCUGAGCUCACGAGCUGGUGUGCGUGGACAGUCUUUGGAAGACGAUAGCGGUCUCAAUACUCUUCUUUCUUCUCGGAAAGUUGUAAAACCUCAGACGGAAAGAGAUUUCUAUCAGAAGAUUAUUUGCAAAAUUAACCUGGUUACUGGAUCUAGAAUUGAUCAUGGCUUUGUACCUUCCAAAUAA
This is a messenger RNA of Cylicocyclus nassatus, 780 nucleotides long. The record is from the annotation of a GenBank genome assembly. NCBI's taxonomy places the organism in Eukaryota, Metazoa, Nematoda, Chromadorea, Rhabditida, Strongylidae.